AUGUCGUGUCUUCUCUCUAGUUUCGGUACUGUCAGAAGGCUGGUGCCUUUCCUCCUAACCAUACUAGUUCUUCCUCUAUUUGUCUCUAGUUUGAUGUCAGGGCUGGCAGCCCUGGAUGCCAAGUGUUCCAGCCGCCUCGGCAUCAUGACCGUCUCCUACUACCUGUGGACCACCUUCGUGGCGGUGGUGGUGGGCAUCCUCAUGGUUACCAUCAUCCACCCAGGUGGCGCCGCCCAGAAGGAGGACAACGAGGACAGCGGCAAGCCAAUCAUGAGCUCCGCUGAUGCCCUGCUUGAUCUGAUUCGCAACAUGUUCCCAGCCAACUUGGUCCAGGCAACUUUCCAACAGUACCGUACCAGGAGUAUCCCCAUCAUGAAGGCCCCCCCACCCACGGUGGCAACCUCCCUGAUGGAGAGCACCACCCGGAGGGUCUAUAUCUACGGUGUCCARGACGACAACGGAACAGACAUCCAGAACUUCUCCCUGGACCUGACGCCACCGCCAGACAUCCAGAUGCGCACGCUGCCCGGGACCAGCGACGGCAUGAACGUCCUGGGGAUCGUCAUCUUCUCCGCCACAAUGGGUAUCAUGCUGGGUAGAAUGGGGCCUAAUGGCAGCGCCCUGGUCAACUUCUGUCAGAGUUUAAACGAGGCUGUCCUGAAGAUUGUUGCCAUAGUGAUCUGGUACUUCCCAUUCGGCAUCGUGUUCCUGGUGGCCGGUAAGAUCCUAGAGAUGGACGACCCGUCAGCCAUGGGGAAGAAGCUGGGUUUCUAUGCCAUCACCGUGGUGAUGGGCCUGAUCCUCCAUGGUCUCUUCAUCCUCCCGGCCAUGUACUUCUUCAUCACCAAGAAGAGCCCCAUCGUCUACAUCAGGGGCAUCCUGCAGGCCCUGCUCAUCUCNCUGGCAACCUCCUCCAGCUCGGCCACGCUGCCCAUCACUUUCAAGUGCCUCCUGGAGAACAACCACAUCGACCGACGCAUCAUCCGCUUCGUGCUCCCCGUGGGCGCCACCAUCAACAUGGACGGGACGGCGCUCUACGAGGCCGUGGCAGCCAUCUUCAUCGCCCAGGUCAACAACUACGAGCUAGACUUCGGCCAGAUCAUAACCAUCAGUAUYACAGCUACGGCUGCCAGUAUUGGUGCAGCUGGAAUCCCGCAGGCCGGAUUGGUCACSAUGGUGAUCGUGUUAACCUCGGUGGGCCUGCCCACUGAUGACAUCACUCUCAUCAUCGCUGUAGAUUGGGCGUUGGACCGUUUCAGGACCAUGGUCAACGUGAUGGGAGAUGCCCUGGCCACGGGGAUCAUGGCUCACAUCUGUAGAAAAGACUUUGUCAAGGAAGGAGAACAGGUGCCUCUGAUCUGUGAGACCAAGCCCAUGAUCAGCAUCCAGCAGAUGCUGACCUACCAGAAGAACGGUGGGUACCAGCACCCUCCCUGCGGACCGGAGGGCCCGGACGUGGCUCGUCUGAUGCAGCUGGAGGAGGGGGUACGGCCGGAGCAGAGGAAGAGGAACCCCCACGCUCCCCAACACAAGAGGGAGCACAAGGACAAGGACCACUGCUCCAUCGACAUGAAUGGCCUGGAGACUAACGUAUAGAGGGAGCCAGUCAUCAGCACCACAGCAACCGGCUGCAUCCCGAUUCUCCACACUUCUCUAGAAGUGUGCACAUGCAUACUCUCCGUCACGGAUCUAACAAUGGUGGAUCUAACAACUCCCUCCAGCCAAUGGUUACACCAAUUCAAUUUAACACCAUGACAAGGAGUGGGAAAGUGCAUACUUUGGAAAAAGGGUGGACAAUCAGAAUGCAGACAAGAUUAUAGCCACAGGCGAGAGGAAGGGACUGACUGACUAACUGCAACAGAUGCAGGACAGAGGAUCCAACAAGAAAAUAUGAUUUUUUACAUUAUUUAUAUUACGAACCAGUAUGAUUGUGCAUGUGUGUGUAUGUAUUUAUCAGAGUUGUUACACGCCAGCAGAAUGAUUUUAAAGAAACAUUUUAUUGAGGAGCAGGCAUUCUAUAUGAAAGGGGAUAUUCUAUAUGACAAGGAGACAUUCUAUAUGACAAGGGAUAUUCUAUAUGAUAAGGAGUAUUCUAUAUGAAAGGAGAUUUCUAUAUGACAAGGAGACAUUCUAUAUACAAGGGGAUAUUCUAUAUGAUAAGGA
Molecule: messenger RNA, 2163 nt
Organism: Salvelinus sp. IW2-2015
Lineage: Eukaryota; Metazoa; Chordata; Actinopteri; Salmoniformes; Salmonidae
Gene: slc1a7a
Product: solute carrier family 1 member 7a
Biological process (GO): L-glutamate transmembrane transport
Cellular component (GO): plasma membrane
Molecular function (GO): glutamate:sodium symporter activity; neutral L-amino acid transmembrane transporter activity; L-glutamate transmembrane transporter activity
Source: RefSeq, a predicted model, not a curated record